Magnolia sinica is the source of this 871-nucleotide messenger RNA. RefSeq lists its product as uncharacterized. The record is from RefSeq and is a predicted model, not a curated record. NCBI's taxonomy places the organism in Eukaryota, Viridiplantae, Streptophyta, Magnoliopsida, Magnoliales, Magnoliaceae. Bases 98 to 604 code for a protein of 168 amino acids. The transcript has 2 exons.
UUUAAUCUUCUUUCUUCCUAUUCUCACACCGCCGUUCUCUCCCCAAAACCCUCGUUAAACCCUCUCUCUCUCUCUAUCUCUGCUGUUUUCAGCGAGAAUGGAAAAACCCAUCUCCGCAGUUCUGAUUUUUCUAUGUUUUCUCUCACUCAUUUCUCUCUCGAGCUCUCUUUCUACAAUCCACGACAUCCUCCGAAGCAACGGCCUGCCUGCAGGGCUCCUCCCAAAAGCUGUGAAAUCCUUCACCCUCAACGAAUCGGGCGCUCUUGAGGUCUUCCUUGACCGCCCUUGUCUCACCAAGUACGAGAACAGCAUCUUCUUUGAUGCCGUCGUCCGUGGAAAUCUCAGCUACGCCGCCCUCACCGACCUCGUCGGACUUUCGCAGUUAGAGCUCUUUCUGUGGCUGCCUGUGAAGGACAUCAUCGUCGACGACCCCAAUUCCGGCCUCAUACUUUUCGACAUCGGUGUUGCCCAUAAGCAACUCUCGCUUUCGCUCUUCGAAGAUCCGCCAGAUUGCAAGCCGGAGGGAGAAGCGGGGUUGGGUCUCAGAUCAGGGUUUUUGUGGAAUAAUGGAAGGAAAGAGAAGGGAUUUGCAGAGCAGAGAUAGAUUGAGAUAUGGUUUGAAUUUGUUUGUUUUUUUUUCAUUUUCUCUCUUUCUUUCUUUUUUCUUUUUUUUUUCUUCUUCCAUCAAGGUUUUGAAAUCAUAUUAGGUCUGUAAAUGUGAAGUUUGAGUGAACUUUCCCUAAUCUAGUAAAGAAAAAAAAAAAAACAUGGUCUUGAAUUUUCUUUUUCUAAAAGGGUAAUGAAACAUCAUGACAUGUGCAACCAAACGCAACCAAAUACAUAUGAAGAGAUGGAGAUGGGUUUCUUUCUA